Messenger RNA from Maniola jurtina (meadow brown), 890 nucleotides. RefSeq names its product larval cuticle protein 1-like. The transcript has 3 exons. Bases 312 to 650 code for a protein of 112 amino acids. The record is from RefSeq and is a predicted model, not a curated record. Gene Ontology annotation, molecular function: structural constituent of chitin-based larval cuticle. NCBI's taxonomy places the organism in Eukaryota, Metazoa, Arthropoda, Insecta, Lepidoptera, Nymphalidae. Gene Ontology annotation, cellular component: chitin-based extracellular matrix.
UCAAAAGGAGCCUUAACACUAAACAUUCACAAUUAAUAAACUAACUAUGAACUUAUUUACUGGCCAUUCAGUUUCCUACUACGCGAAUAUUAUGUGUGCACCAUACGAGAACUCAUAAAUAAGAAUGGUACGUCACUCGCGUGUGUAUGAAGAGCCGGAAUAUCGACAUCGCAUCCAACUCAUGUGGCAUUUGACAUUACGUUAGACAAGCGGCCGUUGAAGCCGGGAGAAAUGUAUAAAAGAAUUCGCUUCGGACACUAAGGCAUCAGUCGCUCAUCUCGUAGCAACGAAAUCAAAACAACUAAUCAACCAUGAAAGUGAUCAUUGUCGCCCUUGCCUUCGUGGCCGUUGCUGCCGCCGCCGCCAUUGAGAGCGAGCCCCCAAAGAUCCUCCGCUCCGAAAGCAGCCAGACCCCCGAGGGUGGCUACGUCUUUGGAUUUGAAACGGAAAACGGCAUUGCUCGCAGCGAAACCGGUGAAGUCAAACAAGUCGUGGACGCCGAGAACAAGCCCCAAAACGUAGUUGUUGUCCGAGGAAGCUACACCUACAAGGACAACGAAGGCAAUGUUGAAACUGUCAACUACUUCGCUGAUGAGACCGGUUUCCACGCGGAGGGACCCUCCAUCCCUCAAGCACCCUCCAGGAGAUAAGCAGUCAAUAUCUAGGUUAACGUCCACAAAUAAUCGAGUGAAUAAUUAAAUCAAUUUACUCGAUUCUUUGUCGAAUUGCACCUGUAAGAUUAAAUGGUACCUUAUUCGGAGAAAUCAAUGUUUGCCAUGAUGAGCAUGUGGAUUGACAACUGGCUGAUACUCACAUAUUGCUAGUUGCAAUCUCACCCGCACUGCCAUAUUUUUGUACAUUUUGUUAUGGUUCGUUACGUUUUUUUAAUU